AUGUCGGAGACUCCUCCAGUCGCUCAGCCUGCUUCCGCGGCCACGGAGAAACCUGCGGCUGCAAAGAAGACUAAGAAGCCGGCUAAGGCUGCGGCACCUCGUAAGAAGCCCGCUGGACCCUCCGUUUCCGAGCUCAUCAUACAAGCUGUCUCCUCCUCUAAGGAGCGCAGCGGCGUGUCCCUGGCCGCGCUCAAGAAGGCGCUGGCGGCCGCCGGCUACGAUGUGGAGAAGAACAACAGCCGCAUCAAGCUGGGGCUCAAGAGCCUGGUGAGCAAGGGCACCCUGGUGCAGACCAAGGGCACCGGCGCCUCCGGCUCCUUCAAGCUCAACAAGAAGGCAGAAGCUAAGUCUAGCACCACUAAGGUGUCCGUGAAGGCGAAGGCAUCGGUGGCGUCUAAGAAGCCGAAGAAGUCUGCUGGGGCUGCAGCCAAGAAAACUGUGAAGACCCCGAAAAAGCCCAAGAAGCCUGCCGUCUCGAAGAAGCCCUCCAAAAGCCCAAAGAAGCCGAAGAUAGUGAAGCCCAAGAAGGUGAGCAAGAGCCCCGCCAAGGCGAAGGCGGUGAAGCCCAAGUCUGCCAAGGCGAAGGUGACAAAACCGAAGACCGCGGCUAAACCCAAGAAGGCGGCGCCCAAGAAAAAGUGAACAGUUCGGUUGGAGGCUUUUUUCCAGUAACCCAACGGCUCUUUUCAGAGCCACCUACAA
Molecule: messenger RNA, 702 nt
Organism: Phodopus roborovskii (desert hamster)
Lineage: Eukaryota; Metazoa; Chordata; Mammalia; Rodentia; Cricetidae
Gene: H1-1
Product: H1.1 linker histone, cluster member
Exons: 1
Coding region: 1-642 (213 amino acids)
Biological process (GO): nucleosome assembly; negative regulation of DNA recombination; chromosome condensation
Cellular component (GO): nucleus; nucleosome
Molecular function (GO): double-stranded DNA binding; structural constituent of chromatin; nucleosomal DNA binding
Source: RefSeq, a predicted model, not a curated record